AUGGAAGCACGCUAAUCCAAAGUGCUCCACAAUGUUAACAGACAUUUAGGAAGUUUGUUUUUUAAGCGGAGACACAACCCUGUAUAUCUAAAGACUUAAAGGCAUUUUUAUAAAUUAACGAUAAAGAGACUCAAGGGUAGGAGCCGGGGGUUGCAGUAAACAUCUGUGGAAACGCCCAUCGCCUCCUAACGGUCCCAGAUUUAUAGUGGGGAGUUUAUUGGCAGUUAAAACUUUGCGUCGAGUCAAGGUUAACAGAACGACCAACAGCAGUAACGUUACCGUUAACUAACGUUACAUACCGGUAAAUAUGAAGAGUCCCGGACACGAGUACAGUAUUUUUGUUAGAGAAAAGAGGACACUCUUCUGACUAGCUGUCAGAGAGAAAACACACAUCUGAGAAGAUGGUGAAAAAUAAAAAUAUUGGUGGGCGUCCCAAUCGCUCUUCCACAUGCAAGACAAAAAAGGCUGGCUCCCAGGUUGCAAGCAGCAAGGACCUGAGUCCUCUGGAUAACCCAGCCGACAGUGACAUCCAUGCUAUUUCUCCAGAGCUUCAGACCACCGGCCAAGGUCAGCUGGGCUUUCCAGACAGAGCCUACCUGCUGGCAUCAGUCAUCUUCCAGAAUAACCACCUGGAGAAGCCUCCUGCCCAGCGGUUGGUGAAUUAUGGCAAAGAGAGAGGGCUCCCAUUACCUGAAGUGAAAGAUGAGGAGUUGCAACGUACAGCUUAUGAGCUGGCCUUCAAUACACUUAAAUAUCAAGAACUGCUGGAGGACAUCAUGAUUGACAGCUGCUUUUACCUCACUCAGCCAAUGCCAGAUGAUCAGAUGAGCCUUGUUGCCGUCACACUCUAUGACUUCCAGGACAGAAAGUUCCUCCCACGGGAACACCAGGGGGAGGAGGAGGUCAUACAGGAAGUUAGAGAUGUGGAGAACUACCUCCUCAGGUUUAAAACCAAGCUGGCAGCCUCUCUGGCCCGCUGCAGGAUCAAACAUGAUCUCUUGUCCAUUGAGUAUAUCCUGCCGGAGAGUGUGAAGACGAAGCAGGAGAGAUCAAGCAGCCUUCCACUUUACGCAUGGGUCAACACACUGAAGAGCAGCCUUGAUGAGGUCCAAAGUGUGCUGAAGAAUGCAGGCUUCUCGCAGGUGAAAUCGAUUGGGCAGCUGGAGGGCCCUACCUUCUGCCAGGAUCUCCACUGUGGGGAUAUACUGGUAUUCCCUGCUCAGCUGAAGGCUCAGCUGUACUCCACCAGGCUGCUUAGCGACCACAAACUCAUCAUCCAGGAUAAAUCUUGCAGCCUGGGCCCAAAUGCAGUGUGCUCCCUGCUACCAGAGGAAGGAGAUGUUCUUAUGGUGGGCUGCUUCUCUGGCCCCACUGUCUCCCACACUGCCUCCUUAAUUGCCGAGAAACAUAAAGCCAACAGCAAUGACAAGCCAACAGUCUACGCUUGUGUCAGUGAUCGUACGAACGCUCAGAGGUCGGAGCUACAGCAGGCCGUAACUGCCAUGGGCUGCAAGAAUGUGAAGCUGAUACCAGAGGACUUCCAGUCUUUGGGCUGUGGUGACAAGCGACUUCAGAAGGUGCGCGUUAUCCUGUUGAUCCCCAAGUGUUCUGUAUCUGCAGUCAGCAACCCGGUCGAAUUCAUACUGCAAGAGAAUGGAGACACAGACCUGCUGCAGGACUUAUCCCAGGGCUCUGUAGCCCCGAGCAAACUCGAAGCUCUGGUAGCCCAGCAGAGGAAGGAUAUUGAUCACGCCUUGAAAUUCCCUAAGGUUUUGGCAGUGGUAUACUCUACCUGCUCGUCAUACCCAGAGGAGAACGAGGCGCUGGUGAGCAGAGCCCUGGAGCAAGCCAAGGCCAGAGCAGAGCAGGAGGGAGAACCAAAACAAGCCAACUUCAGGCUUAGUCCCUGCCUGUUCAGCGUUCCUGACCAUGCCGAGGGCCUGGAGGAAACAGACCCGUUCUUCAUGUUGGAACCCUCUGAACAGAGCAAUGGCUGCUUUCUGGCUGUUCUCAACAGAGAGCCCGAGCCAGUGGUCAAAGAGGCACCACAUGAAGUGCUUGUCAGGGCAAAUGCCAAAGGCAUACUGGACAGGAUUGGCUCCAACCAGCUAACCAGAAAAGAGCAGUAUGGACAUACCAACAGGAUGACAAAAACGACCCAUGCUCGCACCUCUCAGACCCACCUCUGUGUCAGUAUUCAAUCCAAAAACCAAGAGACCAAGGGCAGCAACAGUACUACUUUGUGUGGACAUCAGGAAUUUACAAACAGGCGGCAGUCAUCACAAGGAAAAGCCCUGCGCUUGCAGGCCUCAAAGAACACAGUGUCCAGCUCUUCCUCCUCCAAACCAGAAAACAGCACACCCAAGAAAAGCAUCACCCCUGUAUUCAACACUACAACUUCCACCGCCACUCUGCAUCCCGCCCCUCCUCCUGCUACCCCGCUGGCCCCGGUUGUCCGUCCCCGUAGAGCUCAUCUGGAGGUGCUGAAGCCUGUGGUGCUCGUCCUGCCUCCCGUUCACUUCCCCAACUUCUUCCCACCUCAGCACAGCCGAACGAGAUUCAGCCCCAGCUUCAACUACAACAAGUGGAGGACUCCAGCUCAGACUGUACAACUCUCCCGCUCCAGUGGUAGUCUCUCCAAGGAUGCUAUGGUCAAAUCCCGGCCUCUGUUUUGAGCUCACCAACACAAAAAAGAAGUAUUAACCUUUGUGCCAAAUGCUUACCUAAAUAAAGUCAGUAGUAUCUAAAUCUAA
Siniperca chuatsi (mandarin fish) is the source of this 2753-nucleotide messenger RNA. Its product is annotated as putative methyltransferase NSUN7. The record is from RefSeq and is a predicted model, not a curated record. Lineage: Eukaryota; Metazoa; Chordata; Actinopteri; Centrarchiformes; Sinipercidae. Bases 402 to 2675 code for a protein of 757 amino acids. The transcript has 13 exons. Gene Ontology annotation, molecular function: methyltransferase activity.